Zychaea mexicana is the source of this 2334-nucleotide messenger RNA. RefSeq names its product adaptin N terminal region-domain-containing protein. The transcript is spliced from 10 exons. Gene Ontology annotation, biological process: vesicle-mediated transport; intracellular protein transport. Gene Ontology annotation, cellular component: membrane coat. The record is from RefSeq and is a predicted model, not a curated record. Bases 1 to 2334 code for a protein of 777 amino acids. Lineage: Eukaryota; Fungi; Mucoromycota; Mucoromycetes; Mucorales; Lichtheimiaceae. Gene Ontology annotation, molecular function: clathrin binding.
AUGUCUCAAGGUCUUGUCGACAAUGCCCGGGAGUUUGGCUUCCCAGCCGCAGGCGAUUCAGGUGCCCAGUAUUUCGAUACGUCCGAAGAAAAGAUGCGCAACAUCAAACGACAAUUGGACUCACGCAACGAUCGAGAGAAGCUCGAUGGGUUAAAACGGCUCAUUGCGAACGUUGUUUCGCAAAACAUUGAAGUACGCAAGCUCGUGUAUAUCUAUCUGCUGCGAUAUGCAGAGCAGGAACCCGAUUUGGCGCUUUUGUCGAUCAACUCGUUUCAAAAGGAUUUGAGCGACAAGAACCAGAUAAUUCGAGCCAUGGCCCUUCGUGUCAUGAGUGGUAUUCGGGUACCCGUGAUCAGUCCUAUCGUCUUGUUGGGCAUCAAAAAGUGCUCAACCGAUUCAAGUGCCUAUGUGCGCAAGGCUGCGGCGCAUGCUAUUCCGAAAUGCUACAGUCUGGAUGCGUCGCAAAAGGAUGCCAUUAUUGAAAUUAUUGCGUCAUUAUUGAAGGAUCGGUCGACAAUUACUAUCGGUAGCACUAUCAUGGCGUUCAACGAAGUGUGUCCCAACCGUUUCGAUUUGAUCCAUCCGUGCUUUCGAAAGCUAUGUGGUUUACUAGCGGAUUGUGACGAGUGGGGUCAAAUGGCAAUUCUGGGUGUUAUGUUACGUUAUGGCCGCUCACAGUUUUUAAAUCCCAAUCCUCAUGCAAGUGAUCAAUUGCGUGAACCACCCAAGACACUUGCAGUUGUAAAGCAUGACGAUCGUCAUUUUUACACGGACUCUGAAUCGGAAGACAGCGUUGCUGAAAACGGGACGGAAGCGGAUGAUGUCGUUCAGCUCGACGAGGAUCAUGAGUUAUUGUUAAAAAGUUGUAUACCCUUACUGCAAAGUCGAAACAGUGGAGUGGUACUUGCAGUGGCACGUUUAUUCUAUCACCUUGCUCCUGCAGCCGAAGCUCAAAAGAUUGCCAGGCCCUUAGUUCGGUUAUUACGAAACCACAGAGAAAUGCAAUACGUUGUGCUGAAGAAUAUUGCUAUAAUGGCUACUUCAAGACCUUAUCUGUUUGAACCAUAUAUCCAGCAGUUUUACGUUCGCUCCGCCGAGCCUGUGUUCAUUCGCGAUAUAAAACUCGAUAUUUUGACCAGCAUCUGCAGCGAAUCCAAUAUUUACACGCUACUCAACGAAUUCCAGCAAUAUGUCAAAAGUCCCAACAAAGAUUUUGUGGCGGCCACGAUCCAAGCUAUAGGCCGGUGCGCAACCAACGUAUCUGCUGGAACCGAUCGGUGUAUGCGUUUGCUGAUGAAGCUUUUACAUAGCACCAAUGAGCUUGUUGUGGCGGAAUCUGUCAUUGUGGUGACACGAUUAUUGCAAACAUGCAAUGAAGAUCGCUUAAAAUCUGUUAUCGCGCUUGCCAAGUUGCUUGACAGUAUCCAUGUACCCAUGGCGCGCGCCAACAUUAUCUGGCUCAUUGGUCAGCACGCCGAAACCCUACCAAAAGUCGGUCCUGAUGUUUUACGACAAGCUGUCAAGAGCUUCAUAGCCGAGACAAACAUAGCCAAACUACAAGUACUCACGUUAUCAGCCAAACUUAUUUGUCUUAACCCAUCACAUCCAACACUCAACACACUCAACCAAUACGUGCUAAACUUGGCAAGAUACGAUCCCAGUUACGACGUACGAGAUCGAGCCCGAUUUCUCCGAGCCCUUACCAUUCCACAACAUAAUCAAGAGCAACAACAUCCUGGAUUAACUGCACUUAAAGAGCACGCUAAGCGGAUCCUAUUUUCUGAUAAAGAGCCGCCAGCCCUUGAAGGCGAAGUGGGCACGGAAUAUAUUAUUGGAACGCUUUCACUACUUGCCAACCAAGCUUUACCGGAUUACGAACCAUUAUCUGAUUAUCCAGAAGAGCAGCCCGAUCCCUCUGUUCGUGAUGUAGAAGAACUCGAAGGAUGGGCCGGUAGCCGCACAAUGGUAUUGGAGCAAGGUUUUGGAAGCGACAGUUUCGAAAGCCGAUACCGUGAUCCGAGCAUGGCAUCGACAGCCCUAUCAGGCAUCGAAGCAACCGGAUUUCAUGGAGGAUAUGCUGGAGGUGCAGCCAAGAAAAAAGGCAAUGACUAUGAUUUGGAUGCUUUCUACGAAGAUACCACAGACGAAUACGAUGAUUCAUCAGAGGAAGAUGGGGACAGUAAUGAAGAAGAAGACAGCAGUGACGAAGAAGACUACACAGACGACGAUGACGAGUCGGAAGAGUCAGAAGAAGAGGAGGAUAGCAGUAGCGGGCCUGAUGAGCAUCAUCAUCCUUCCCCGCCACAGAGGUCAAAAUUACAAGGUUUUUCAUAA